This is a messenger RNA of Diatraea saccharalis (sugarcane borer), 7988 nucleotides long. The record is from the annotation of a GenBank genome assembly. Lineage: Eukaryota; Metazoa; Arthropoda; Insecta; Lepidoptera; Crambidae.
ACAAACGGAUAUUUGACAAUUAAAGAAUCCUGCUGGGACUUUUUUAAUUUGAGUCAUACAAAUCAAGACAAAAAAUUACUUCUUAUAAACAUUUAUUAUAGUUUUGGUCAACUGUAGUGGUAGUUAAUAAAAAUAGAUAUAUGAAUAAUUAUUUUUCAGUAAUAAAUAAAUCUGGAUGAUAGAAUCAUGAUACCUUUGCUUGGUCAUCGGGAAAAAUUUAAAACUAUUAAAAUCAAUCGCCAAAUGUCAAAAUACUGUGAUGGAUCUGUGAAUUGUUUGUUUGUAAGGAAAACUCGUUAGAAAGUAUUAUAAAACCGAUAUAUGGAAGAAUUACAUGCUGAUAACACGCAGGACCGAUCAUUCUUUCAAGUGAUUGCAAAGGAUUUAUUUGUCAUGGUGGCAUUAUUCUUAUAAGUGGUUAGCCUUGAAGUAGAUGUCAUCUAUUAUCUUAAAUGAGUGUUGUUUAUUUUACAUUUUAGUGAUAUUAGUUGCUUUUUCACGAUUAUAUGGCUUUGAUAUUUGACUUAUGUUUUACGUCAAUCCGGAAGAGGCAUGUUUUACCCACGAAUUCGGGAGAAAGGUGCAGGUUUAGUCAUACUCAGCUGGACUUGUCUAGCUGUAUUGUGCGCCGCAUCCACGGCACCCUGCGACAAAACCCGCAGGGUAUUUACUGAUCAAAGUGGUAUCAUCACAGAUGGACCUAGUAACUCUAACUAUACACAGGACUCGCACUGUGAAUGGCUCAUUAAAGCAGGAAACAAAAGUCAAUUUAUAACCCUUAGUUUCUUACGCAUGGGGACAGAAUGUUCCUAUGAUUAUGUAUUUGUUUAUGAUGGUGAUUCAUUUGAUGCCCCAUUAUUAGGAAGUUUCAGUGGAAAGACUGAACCACAAAAUGUAACUGCGUCAAGUGGUUUUAUGGAUUUCGUGCCACUUAUGCUAUACAUGACUGUCCCAAUAACUGCUCAGGUCAAGGAGAAUGUGUUUCCAAUAAGUGUUUCUGUUGGGGGAGAUGGGGUGGUCCUGAUUGUAGUAUUGAUCUUUGUCCCAGUGGAUGUUCAGGAAAUGGGCAAUGCAAAGGAGACAGAUGUAUUUGCAGAAAAGGACUCUCUAUAUGUUUUUGGUGGAUAUGAUCUGAACAAAGUCUUAGGCCUCUUAGAAGUGUAUAGGUUUUCUACUAGUCAAUGGUAUGAUGAAAACGGACGGGUAUUACGAAGAUACCCAACAAAUGAAGAAAUGGAUAAAUCUUUACUAACUCUUUUCAAAAAGGGCAAUAAUGAUGGCAGCUGGCACGUCGGUAACGGAAGUUCAUUGUUCACUUUAAUCUUAUCAUCAUUUUCAAAUCCGGACAAAACAACGUUACCUCUCAUGUACUCACAUUCACCGACGCCAUAUUCAGAAAGCUACCUACAGUUCACUGACCGACCAGAAUUGGUGACUUCUAUGAAAUCUAAUUAUUCUAAACCUGAACCAAGAUAUGGACACUCUUCUUGUGCCUAUGGGAGCGGUUUCGUUCUUUAUGGAGGGAAACUUUCGGACGGAAGUCUGUCAUCAGAGCUGUGGCUUUAUGACGCUAAAAUAAACGUAUGGAGUUUACGAGCACUCAAUUCGACAUUUGUUCCUCCUGGCCUAACUCGGCACACUCUCACUGCUGUCAAUGAUGAGCUGUAUCUAUUUGGGGGAAGUACCGUGGAAGGCGAAUUCUCUUCGAAUAUGUAUAAAAUAAAACUGAGUGAUGCAAGCACAGAGUCUUGGGAAAAAGUAUAUGUGAGAGGUGGCAAGGAGUUGGACGUACGUGUCGUAGCACAUACAGCGGUAUACCAUUCUCAUUCCAAUUCUAUUUUAGUUUAUGGCGGCGUAGUUGCCAGCGUCGCUAGAUUUUCCAAAUUAUCUGAUAGAAUGUUUGCUUUUGAUAUAGACUACAAACAUUGGAGUGAAAUUCAUUAUCCUAGAGCUCAUUUACGAGACACUUAUGUACCUAGAGAAAGAGCAUUCCAUACAUCUACUAUAAUUGGUAAUUACCUCGUAGUGUUCGGAGGAUAUUCCCAUCGUCAUAAUAGAGAAGAGAUUUGUUACGAUGGUCAGAUGUACCUCUAUCAUUUGGGCUGUCACUCUUGGAUACCUUUAGAUGUUUUAGGCAAAAUUCCCAAGUUCUAUCCGAAGAAACAGGGCGUAUUCGCUCAUGCCGCCGCUUUAAAACCACCAUCAACUCUAUUGAUUGCUGGAGGAUAUCAUGGAAACGUCAAUGGAGAUUUGUUAGCAUACGUUGUACCAAGCUGGCAGGCCGGUAUUAGUAAUGAUAACCCAGAGUCCGCGUGUCCGAAACAUCACACACAACCAGAAUGCCUUGCAGAUCCAGAAUGUGGUUGGUGUUCUGCCGAUGACAUUUGCUACGGAAGAACAAUAGGAUCAAACUGCACAACAAAUCUGCAAUCGAUUCGGUGCGGUGGUAUUUGUCCGGCGCUCGGGGAUUGUCGCUCUUGUUUGAUCCACGGCCCGCCGACCAGUGAGAACAGCACUCGCUCACUAUUGCCUUCUGUUAGUACCAAGUUGGGUCUUUACAAAUGUAGUUGGUGCGUACAGAAUGCCCGGUGUCAUCAUAAAGACGAUAAUUACGGUGUUUGUGGGGAAGACACUCCAUCGGAGAACCCUGGUUGGUGGGGUACAACUGGUACAGAGGUGACCACGCCCGAGGAAUGUAAAAUUCUAGAUAAACGACCAGGUCUAACAUUUCUCAGAUAUCAACAGCCCGCAGAUUGGAAUCACCCAGACGCCGUGUCGGUAGUGAAUGCUACUACGGUAGACUGGGGAACGGGAGGCGGUAGCAAUCAUAUCUUUAGUGGUUCCAGUGAAGCACGAUUAAAGGGAUGGUUACACAUACCUCAGUAUUGGAACGGAACGGGAGAAUUAUUACAUAUCUGUGCGGGCUAUUCAAAUAUCUCGCUGGCUUUAGGAGAUAAUACGGACUCUGUGGCAAACUUAACAGCUCAACCAUCCGCAUGUUCUCUCGUUGACUGGCCGGCGUUGUUCCCCGGUCGUUUAUUAGUUGACAUGCACGCCAAUGAUUCUUUACAUACGGGUCUCUAUCCAUCGCAUCAUCAUGCCAAAAUGGAAUUAUUACAUAAUAAAUCUCAAGAAAGUGCUAAGGUCUUUACAUUUGAAUUUUUGGAACCAUAUUCAAAUGGUGAAUGCUCAAACUACGGAAACUGUUUGUUGUGUCUAUCAGAUGCUGCAUGUGGUUGGUGUGAAUUGACAAACCGUUGUGAACUAAGAAACUCAGAUGAAAAGGUAAUAUGUUCGGCAGACGGGGAAUGGAGAUAUCUCACGUUGCAACCGGCAGCUUGUCCGAACUGCUCCAAUUAUAUAAGUUGUGAACGGUGUGUUGCUGGCAACUUUUGUGAAUGGUGGGCAGACGAAGCCAGGUGUGCUCGACGAGGUCGAGCUAGUGGUGCCAUUGUAGAUGUAAGUGAAUGCCCGGCUCCUUGUCGUAUGCGUUUAGAUUGCGAGAACUGCCUUGACGAACGUGGGCGAUGUGUAUGGUGUGAGGCCACAAGACAGUGCUUCAGCUUUAGUGUUUACACCAGCGAAUAUCAAUUUGGUCUUUGUCGUGAAUGGCUUGAUCGCGCUUCUUCGCCUACUGAUGACGCCGCCCGUAAAUCAGGUCAAUGCAAAUCAUGUCAAGCUCACAUACAAUGCUCAACUUGUCUGAGAAGUAUGGGUUGCGGGUGGUGUCACUCACACGAAAACCCGAUCAAUGGUAUUUGUACAGAAGGUGAUUUUACGCGUGCCCAUGUUGAUUGUGCAUCACUUUUGAACGUGACUUCAAGUGAUGCUGGUUGGGCGUAUGCUCAAUGUCCAGAUGUCGACGAGUGUGGACUCGGACUUCACGACUGUCAUGAACAUGCUGUAUGUAACAACACUCACGGUUCAUAUACUUGUAAAUGUAAACAGGGCUACAUUGGAGAUGGCAAGAAAAGUUGUACGAGAACAUGCUACAAUAAUUGUAUCCAUGGAUACUGCCUUGGAGCUCCACAAUACAAAUGUCAUUGUGAUCUUGGGUGGACAGGUGCAGAUUGCUCAAUUAAUUGCGGGUGCCAUAAUCAUUCAACUUGUAAAAAUGGUGUAGGUAGAUGUGACGAGUGCCAAGAUUGGACGGAGGGAGAGUUUUGCGAAUCUUGUAAGCCCGGAAGCCACGGUAAUGCUACCACCGGUCAAGGUUGCCGGCGCUGUGAUUGCAAUGAUCAUGGUGAUGAAACACGCGGUGUUUGUGAUGUUGCAACUGGCGAAUGCAUUUGCAAGGACAACACUGAAGGUCAAAAUUGUGAACGAUGCAAGCCUAAAUUUUAUGGGGAUCCGAGACACGGAGGCCGAUGUUAUUAUCAAUGUGAGCCUCGAGGAAUGUUAAAUGCAUCACAAACUGAAGGCAUAGGCUCUUAUAAGAGUGACCCUGAUAUUAAAACCGUGGGACCUUCAAAGGAAUGCUUAUGGAUUAUAUCAGCUGAUGAUAUAAAAGAUGCUCUCAUUCAAUUCACUAUAAACUCUUCUACUUCUGAUGUGCCAUGUGAUGAAAAUGCAGUGUAUGUAUAUGAUGGCUUAGGUGGUGUACCUGAUAUGAGUAAUAAUCAGCAGAGUCAGCUUCUUGGUGUGUUUUGUAAUGGAGCAUCCUCUGGAGUAGUAGAAGCCCGGAGUGGAAAUCUCACUGUACACUAUAAACAAGGCCAAGAUGAACAAGGUUUUGAGGGAGUAUAUAAAGUGUUAGCAUGUGACGGUCAUUGCCCGUGGCCAAGAAUAUGUAAUAAAAGACAUUGUGUAUGUAGAGAAGGAUUUGGGGGGCCUGAUUGUGACGUCGAAAUAUGUAAGAAUAAUUGUAGUAUCACACUUAAUGCUGGGGUUUGCGAUACUAGUUAUGGUCGGUGUCUCUGCAACGAAGAUUAUGGUGGAGAUGACUGUUCUAUAAAACUGGAUAAAACUCAAUUAGUUUUCACGGAACUUUUUAACUCUGAGUAUUUAACGGAAGGAUUAGAUCAUCUCAGGAAAACGUUGCCAAGAUUUGGACACAGUUUGGUUGCAGAUAGAAGGGGAUUGUGGAUGUUCGGUGGCUAUUCACUGUCUCACGGACCCUUGAAUGAUAUUAGAUUUUUUGAUACGAAAAACAAUACUUGGAUGCAAGUAACCGUAGAAGCUACACCGGAUGCAAAAAUGCCAGAGGGACGCUAUUUUCAUGGAGCAGAAAUUUAUCAUUCUAAGCAAAAUAUUUAUAUUUACGGUGGACUUAGUUUACAAGAAAAGAGUGCACAAAAUAAAACACUUGAUGAUUUCUGGCAAUUCAGUUUGAAAGAUCAGAGGUGGGGCAUAAUCAAAAGUAAAGAGGAACAACCACCACCACUCGCAGGACAUACACUAACUUUGCAAAAAUAUCAGGAUUACGAAAGUUUGGUUUUGAUCGGUGGUUUUUCUAUGGAAAAUGGUUUUAUGGCUGACAUAUGGGAAUUCGAUCUAGACAACGAUAAAUGGAUAAAACUGAAUUGUGGAGGUACUAAACCCGCUGGUAUAAUUGGACAUAGUACUGUUUAUCAUGCUCCCUCGCAAAGCUUAUACAUAUAUGGUGGAAUUUUGUAUAUAUAUAAUGGCACAUUAAUGUCAAAUAAACUAUUCUCCUUCCACUACCCGACCAAAAAAUGGAGCGAACUCCCAAACUUUCCGAAUCUCAAUCAUUAUGAUCGAUUACCUCAAGCGUCUUAUCUACAUUCUGCUAUCACUACAAAUGAAUACAUGAUUGUUUUUGGAGGUCGAACAGAACCAGACAACAGAUCUGACAAUUUAAUAGCUUAUGUGUACAGUUGCAAUCAAUGGGUUAGACUUGUCAAAGGAGUUAGUAUUGUUGGUAAUCCGCCUCCGCCGACUAUAGCCCACGCAAUGGCUAUUGAUAUGGAAUCUGAAAACGAAGGUUAUAUAUACAUAAUAGGUGGUUGGACAGGCAGUGCACAUUGCCAAGUUACGCGAAUAUCUCUUCCCGAAGACCUCUGCUCCCUUUGGAGUACAAGUAAAUUGGAAUGUCGUAGUCACAUGGGUUGUAGUUUUUGUAGCACAGGCAAUUAUACAAAAUGCUAUUCCGUUGAUAAACCCGGUUGCGAAGGAAGUGACCGAGUAUCUACUAAUUCAGGUGCUGCAUGUGACGCAGAACUUGUUUCGAGAAGAUCGUGUGAGAAUUUUACUACUUGUUCUUCGUGUUUAGCAGCUUGGCCUUUAUAUCCUGAAGAGAAACCGGCGUGUCGCUGGUGCGAAUCUUGCGCUGCCGCUGUUGGUGAAUGCGUACCUACUGAUGAAUCUUGUACAAGUAUCAAAUGUAACGCUGGUACUACGUACAUAAGCGACGUGGAUCAGUGCCCCGAAUUGAGGUGUCUUGCGUCCGAUUGCGACAGAUGUGUUUCGAAUAAAUGUACUUGGACUCGUCAAGCUAGUAGAGAAGGACAGCUCACGAGAAUAUCGGAGGAUCCUUCAGAAUUAUUCAAUUGGACAUGCACAUUGAUUGAAGAACAAGGGCGUACCAGUUUGCGGCCCACCACGAGAGAGGAAUGUCCAAGUAAAUGUCAUACGUACAACGAUUGUCAGUCGUGUCUUAGUUCCGACGGAGCCGAGGGUGGUUACUCGGAAUGCCAUUGGGCUACAUAUCUUGGUAAAUGUAUAUCGCCAGCAUAUCAACCCGUGUACUGUGCCGGGGGCGUAUGUGGUCUCGUAUUGACGAAAGCGGAUAAGACUAAGUGUCCCGCCCCGUGUGGAACAUUCGAACAGUGUUCAGAAUGUUUGCAUCAUUCUCAUUGUGGUUGGUGUGCGAUAGAAGAUGAGAACGGCGCAGGAGUUUGUACAGAAGGAUCUAUAGAUACGCCCCUUGAUUACUCGACGCGGACAACUUGCGCGGCAGUUUACAACAAUAUGCAUCAGUUGAAUGAAACCAACAACACUUUCUCGUGGCAUUACACGCGAUGUCCGCCGGAGAAUGAGUGCGAAAAUAAUCAUCACCAGUGCAAAGCUGAAUCUGAGGUAUGUCGCGAUUUACCAGAAGGUUACGAAUGCGCAUGCGGCGCGGGCCAUAAACGUGCCCCCGGCGGCGGCUGCGCAGCUGUAUGCUCGCAGGGCUGCGUGCGCGGUGUCUGCGUACAACCGGACGUGUGUAGGUGCGACUUCGGAUAUGUCGGCGCCAACUGUACAAUACAGUGUCAGUGCAAUGGCCACUCGCACUGUGAGGGACCGGACAAACUCGACAAAUGUAUCGAAUGUCACAAUAACACGAUGGGUAAUCAAUGCGAGAAAUGCAAGCCGAACUUCGUCGGCGAUCCAACAAACAAUGGUCAGUGUGUGCCUUGCUCGAUGUUCUGUCACGGGCAUACGUCGAUAUGUACCAGCGAGCCGGCAGACUCGAAAGACGCGAGUGUACCCGACCCGGAGGACUUCUACAGAGACCCAGCGGCAGCGAAGGCGCGAUGCGUGCGAUGCGCUAAUAACACAGAUGGCCCGCGUUGUGAGAGGUGUAUAGAAGGAUACUUCAGAGGCUCCGAAGACUUCCGAGAUCCGUGUAGACCGUGCGAGUGUCACGGUCAUGGCGACACUUGUGACCCAGUGACCGGCGAGAAGUGUAACUGUGGCAAUAACACCGAAAGCGAUGCCUCCUGUCAGACGGCAAGCUCUAGCAAGAAUUCAGCGCAAGAAUGUUGGCGAUAUCAAUGUGUUAAAUGCCGGGAUCUGUAUAUGGGUGAUCCGCGCAACGGCCACCAGUGCUAUAAGACAAUCAACAUAGAGAACAAGCUAUGCUUCGACGGGAAGUCUAUCGGUAAGAACAUUUUUGUUUGUUCUAGCAGUAAUGAGGAAGUAUUAAAAAAAAGAAAAAACUAAAAAGCCCCUCUACUAGAUGGCGACUCUAGAAAAAGUUGAUUUAUGCAGGAAACGAAUGGACCAAAGACAGUUAUUUCCGUUCCUUUUAAAUAACAUAUUAA